UUCUCCUGUCCGUGUUUUCCAGAGUAAAGAAUGCAUAUCCUACAUCUGACCAGCGGAUGACCGUUUUCAGUUUGUGAGUCUUAAGGAGGAUUGCGUGCCAGAACACAGCAUAGGAUUAAAAACAAAACUGCGUGCGUAAUUUUGAGAGAAUGUCAGAAAGAUGGAAAGAAGAAUACAAUAGAAUUUUUACGAUUGACUGUUUCUGCUCUUUAAAACGUGGAUAUUUUUUUGUUCAGUGAUUGAGGGGCGAAUUACUCGGAUCUGUGGCCAGAGGCAUUCGGAAAUCGGGAUUGCCUGUUACAGCGUUUCUUUUAAUUGAGAAGGGGCGUCAUGAGCGACAGCACCAGGUCCAGCCGUGUCAUAAGCCCCCCGAGCCCGGAGCCGGGAAACCUGCCCGGCUCAGCGCAGCUCUACGACGGGCGAUUCACCCGCACGGCGCCGGGGCGCCUCACUGUCGCCGAAAUUGUUUUUGGCCUUCUGGUGUGGAUGCUGAUCGCGGGCACGGAUUACUCCAGUGUCCCGGCACUGGGCUGGGUGAUGUUUAUAGCGGUGGUCUGCUGGCUGCUGACUGUAUUCUUCUUCAUCAUGUACCUGACCUCGGCCUACUACAGGAUCCCUCUGGUGCCCUGGAGGACUGUGGCAUUGUUGUUUAACGGUAGUGGCGCCGUACUCUACUUGGUGGCCAGCAUCCUGGACGCAACAUCGCUCCAUCGGGCCAGAAGAGGGCAGCACACCUUCCACUGCUGGGCAGCUUCCACUGGCUUUGCGGUCUUGGUGACUCUCUGCUAUGUUGCUCAUGCGUUCAUCAGCUUUAGCGCAUGGAAAUCAGGAAACCACGAACAUCAGCAAGCGUGAAGGUCAUGGAACACGUGACCUCCCUGCACCCGAAGUACACUUGGACAGUGAUGUGGCUGAGAAGACAUCAAUCACAGCAAACAGCCACUAGUGCUUCAGACAGCUACACAUUUAUACAAAGCAUAAGACUUUCUUGCAAGAUGUUUGCAAGUAUGUUACAAUGGAAUCACAACAAGUAAAGACAUCUGUAAGAUUUUGUUUAUUGUGUGCUGAAAAUAAUAAGCAUUACAAUGAAAUGAAAAUAAUAA
Molecule: messenger RNA, 1103 nt
Organism: Paramormyrops kingsleyae
Lineage: Eukaryota; Metazoa; Chordata; Actinopteri; Osteoglossiformes; Mormyridae
Gene: cmtm8b
Product: CKLF-like MARVEL transmembrane domain containing 8b
Biological process (GO): myelination
Cellular component (GO): membrane
Molecular function (GO): structural constituent of myelin sheath
Source: RefSeq, a predicted model, not a curated record